Messenger RNA from Penicillium riverlandense, 1395 nucleotides. Its product is annotated as Zn(II)2Cys6 transcription factor. The record is from RefSeq and is a predicted model, not a curated record. The transcript has 3 exons. Gene Ontology annotation, molecular function: transcription cis-regulatory region binding; DNA-binding transcription factor activity, RNA polymerase II-specific; zinc ion binding. The annotation marks the transcript as partial. NCBI's taxonomy places the organism in Eukaryota, Fungi, Ascomycota, Eurotiomycetes, Eurotiales, Aspergillaceae. Gene Ontology annotation, biological process: positive regulation of transcription by RNA polymerase II. Gene Ontology annotation, cellular component: nucleus.
GUGGAGGAUUUCGUGGAGGCUGCUGGGUUCCGCCUGCAGCAGCCCAAAUAUUGUUUCCCCAUCAACCUCACUUUGCCUCCCCGCACUUCUCAAACUCGCACCCUAUGCCCGGAACACACAAAUCCAAAGCUCGAGUGCGCACGCGCACUGGCUGUCUGGAGUUGCCGCAAGAAAUGCGACGAGUUCCGACCACAAUGCCAGAGAUGCCGUGGCAAAAGUCUUGCAUGUACUUGGCCCACAGAUGCCUCGCAGCCCAUUGAUGGCCGUCGACGAGAAGGACGGAGGUGGAGCGCCCCGACACGGGAGCUCGACGAGCAUGAGUCUUUGAGGGACCACUUCGUCACGUCUGUGAUGCCGCGGCUUGUGCGACAGAAUUGCGUGCCUGAGUGCUGCGACCAAUCUUAUUUGCUUCGCCUGGCCCAGGAGUUCCCACCAUUGAUGGCUGUCUUGCUCGCAAUGGCGGCUGCCGAUCUGGGGAAGGACGCUGUAGCUACGGCGCGCUACCUGUAUACGUUGCGCAGUCUACAGGAUCGGAUGGCGGAUGCGCCUGACGCCGGUAACGAGGAUGGUCUUUUGGCAACGGCAAUCUUCUUGUGUUUAUUUGAAAAUCUCCGACCCGAUGCGCCCCCAAACACAGCUGUGCAUAUCGGAGCAGCUGGUGCGCUUCUCUUCAAACGACAACCAGUCAAGGCCCUCCAAGGGGCAACUCAGCCUGCCGUUGUGUUUGAACGCAUUUGCAUCGAAUCGUUUCUCUACCACAGUACGCUUAUGAUGCUAUUUGACCCCUCUCUGGAUGGAAAUCCAACGGGCAGCAUGGCGUCCUACUUGGCCAGUAGGAUGGCAAAUAAUCGUGAAGACCCCACGACGCAGCCUAUUCUGGACGAGCCAUACCAGUUCUUCCUCAUGAUUGCAGAUGUGACAUGUCUGGCCAGGAAAUCGCAGCCCCUGAAUGUCAUUGAACGUCAACAAUGGACACGUUUGCAGGCCGGCGUUUUACAGUACGAGCAGCUCAUCCGUGCAGAUGACCCCUUAAAGAGCCUUUAUGUGCGGGCCAUGCGAGUCUUACUAUUAAAGACGGAUUGCAUCCGGUCGGCAGCACAGAGAACAGCUGAGAUACGGGCAUUGGGCUGCGAAGGGCUCACACUUCUAUCCCAGCUGGAUCUUCAGCGAUAUUUGCUUAGUUAUGCGCUCUGGCCUGUGGCUGUUAUCGGUGCUAUUUGCUUAUAUGAGGGCGAACAGCGUCUUGUACAGGGAAGAAUUGCGCCUUGUACUCGAAUGAGGCGUGGGCAGUCUGUGCGACUACUGGCGCGGCUGAAACGCAUAUGGGCGUCACCAACGGAAAACCAAGGAGAUAUGAUAAUACGACGAUUACAAAUUUUGCUCGACUCAUCCUGA